This is a messenger RNA of Anopheles arabiensis, 1455 nucleotides long. RefSeq names its product tubulin polyglutamylase complex subunit 2. Gene Ontology annotation, biological process: protein polyglutamylation. The coding region runs from base 484 to 1437 and encodes 317 amino acids. The transcript is spliced from 3 exons. The record is from RefSeq and is a predicted model, not a curated record. Lineage: Eukaryota; Metazoa; Arthropoda; Insecta; Diptera; Culicidae.
AAUAAGAGAGGGUUCACUGUAUACACACCUACACAACGAAAAGCAUAUGGACAAAGGUUGACGAAGUGCUUAAAGCGAAGUGGGAGAGGGAGAGCACAAUAGCUCACCUCAAACAAGCACUGUAAACUAGUAAACGACAGCUAGAGAAAAUGAGUGAGAUGCAGCUAUUUUCGAACGUCAAAAACUCUCGUCUUGCUCUGUGGGUCAUUUUCGAAACCGAUGAAGUUCGAAAUGCGAUUAUCAAGGAAAUAACUACUUUAUUAUUUGCACUCAAGUAAUAAGUACGAGAAAUUGCAAAUGUUCAAAAUUUCAAUUUACAAUUCGUUAACAAAAGAAAAAUAAAAAUAAACAGGAAAAUGCUGAUCGCUCUAAAGUUCCGGAGAAUUGUUUUAUUAGAAUCGUAUGCAAAGACUUAAUAAUCACUUCAGACUACAGUGUUUGGAAUGGAAUAUUCCGAUUUCCAAAUAAGGUGUGUGUAUCAGUAUGUAUUCUGUGGUUUGGAUGUCACGCACAUUGCGAUACCUUUUAAGUUCGUUGGUUACCUUAGCAACGUUCACAUUUCCACUGUUUAUUAGUGUCCUUAGGUCGAUUUCUUUCAUAAUGGCCGGUCUUAAAAUCGGAAAUGAUACGGAAGAUAUGUUUUACGAAAAUCUUUCCUUGGGAUUAGCAAAAGUGUUGAAUAAUAUUCCAAGAAUAACCAACGUGACGCUCGAGAAACGGCUGCCAUGCGAAAAGGCUCAAGUUACAGCAUGGGAAUCGAGGCACAAUGUUUAUCUUCCGGACGACAUGAAGCGAUUUUAUCUUUCUACGGAUGGAUUCAAUUUUUACUGGAGCUACCAAUAUUCGCCCAACGAUGUAAGACGUGUUGGUCACAUACACUUUCCACAUUUAAUACAAAUAACUUUGGUAAGGGACAACAUUGACACCAUCCUAACCGUUAGUCCAAAUACGACUCUCACAGUUCCACCCAUCAUCCGGCAAUCGAAUUACGUUGAUCUUAGCUCGGGAAACCUCGAUCACCUUAAUCUUAAUUCAAGAAGCAAAAUUUUUGAGCUCAGCACGAUUGCAAACCUGGCCAAGGUGUGUCUUGUGUACGAAACUCCGGAAAGUUCAAGCCCAAAAAUAUUUCUCCUCGAGACAAAUUCGUUACGUUGGCAAUUUCUUGCAGAAUCGUUCACAGAGUACUUGCGAAUGAGCAUUGCUCAUCUGGGGCUACCGUACUGGGAAUUGUGCUUCUCCAGCUGUGGUUUGCCUGCUUGGACUGAGCAACUGUUUCUGCUACUAGCACCGCAUCUUUUAGAGAAAAACGAUAAUCGCAGGCUUAAAAAUAUAGUUUGCAUUAAUGAGAAUCCUCCAUAUAAUGUACUAGAUCCGGCUGUGUUUCGGACAAAGCUUCGCUGCUCGCGUCAGACACAGAAAAUGCGUUUGAAUAAUUAGAUACUUUGUAUACGGGUA